AGAACCAACAGUCCAAAGGAAAGAGCCACGACGCGCUGCGCAUGCGCGCUCUUCGCAAGCUGAAACCAGCAAGUUCCGCCUUCCAGCCUGAAGCGCAUGCGCAGCCUCGGUUCCGUUGCGUACCGUGCGCGUCUGUGGGAUACUGCAGGGUUCAGGGACAACUAAGAAGAUGGCGGUUGCGCGCUUGGCAGCGGUGGCGGCCUGGGUACCUUAUCGGAGCUGGGGCUGGGCAGCCGCCCCCGUCGGUCCCCACCGUGGCCUGGGCGCGCUGCUUGCACUGAUACCUCAGCGGGCGCCACGGUGGCUCCCAGCUUGUAGACAAAAGACGUCACUCUCAUUCCUUAAUCGACCAGACCUUCCAAACCUGGCUUAUAAGAAGCUAAAAGGCAAAAGUCCAGGAAUUAUCUUCAUCCCUGGCUAUCUUUCUUAUAUGAAUGGUACAAAAGCAUUGGCGAUUGAGGAGUUUUGCAAAUCUCUAGGUCACGCCUGCAUAAGGUUUGAUUACUCAGGAGUUGGGAGUUCAGAUGGUAACUCGGAGGAAAGCACACUGGGGAAAUGGAGAAAAGAUGUUCUUUCUAUAAUUGAUGACCUAGCUGAUGGGCCACAGAUUCUUGUUGGAUCGAGCCUUGGGGGGUGGCUUAUGCUUCAUGCUGCAAUUGCACGACCAGAAAAGGUCGUGGCUCUUAUUGGUGUAGCUACAGCUGCAGAUACCUUAGUGACAAAGUUUAAUCAGCUUCCUGUUGAGGACUCUAGAAGGAAAAACUGUAUUUCUUUACAUUCAGCCUAAAAUUUCAUGACUAAAAAAGGAAGUAGAGAUGAAAGGUGUGUGGAGCAUGCCAUCAAAAUACUCUGAAGAAGGAGUUUAUAAUGUUCAGUACAGUUUCAUUAAAGAAGCUGAACAUCACUGCUUGUUACAUAGCCCAAUUCCUGUGAACUGCCCUAUAAGAUUGCUCCAUGGCAUGAAGGAUGACAUUGUACCUUGGCAUACAUCAAUGCAGGUUGCUGAUCGAGUACUCAGCACAGAUGUGGAUGUCAUCCUCCGAAAACAUAGUGAUCACCAAAUGAAGGAAAAAGCAGACAUUCAACUUCUUGUUUACACUAUUGAUGACUUAAUUGAUAAGCUCUCAACUAUAGUUAACUAGUAUCACGUGUUUAGUUGGUAUGUAAACUAAUGUAUCCAGAAGAUUGGAAGAGGAUAAGAAAUGAAAGAUCCUGAUACUUUAGGUUUUUCUUUUACCUCUAUUUUGUAAAUAUCAGAUGAGUAUUAUUUAAUGAUGUAUUUGCACAAGUAAUGCAUAUUGUGAAGAAGGACCAGCUGCUGUUUAGAAAAUUUUCUCGUUCCUUCUGUCCUUGAUUUUUUUUCAUUAAAGUAUUUCCUUUUUUUAAUUCAAGAAAAGUUUACCUUUCUUAUGCUUAUGUUAGCUAUUCCAGCUCUUAAUUGCAUCCUUUUCUAAAUAGGAUUAUUAAAGCGUAAAUAUUUUGUUUAUUAUAGACAGAAAUUUGUAACAUUACUUCUGCUUUGAAAAUGCAAUUCACAAAAUAUAGGGAAAUUUUUAUUGAAGUAAAUUUGAAAUGAUGGAGAAAUUUCAGAAGCAUAAUAAAGUUCACAAUAAAGAUAAUACUUUAUAUAAUGUAUAAAGUAUAAUUAUAUAUGUUACAUAAACUGCACAUUAUAUUCAAACUUAAAAUUAAGCUUUUACUUUUUUUAAAGGCCCAAAAUUGUACAGUGAUACGAGGAGCUGUUUCUCAAUUUUGGCUUAUGUGUAAUAUAUUUAAAUGGGGAAUUUCAUCUAAAACAAUGAUGUAGCAUUUUAAUAUUCUGAUUGGUAAAAUUAAAGAGGAAGUUGAUCUUGAUAUGUUAUUACUUAUAGAAACAUUCAUUAUUUUAUUAAUAUUGCCCUAAGUACAACUAGGCACGUGGUUGCCACCUAAAUCAGAAGACUUUCUGAAGUCACUAAGAAAGUGUGAAAUGCUAGUGUAAAGGUUGCUUUUUUUUUCUUUCCUAAGUAACUAAAGUGAGAUGGAGAUUAAGCCUUGAUAUUAUUGAGUUAAUGUUUUUUAUUUAUUAAUUUUGACUGGCUUUUAUUUAGCUUGAUUAGGUUAUUAUUUGUCAAACCUUUUAAGUUGACAACAUGACUCAUAUAUAUACAUGUAUAUAAAAUGAGCAUGUGUCGAAGACUUACUCAACUCAUUAAUGAGGAAACCAGCAGAUAGUAAAGCUGGUUCAAAGUGCAGUUCAAGAAACUAAGUAAGGGCAUUGAAGAAAAAAUGUUGAGAUAAAAUUGCUGAGCAGAAAAAAGUGUUAAUGAAGCCGACCUGACUACUUAUGCUUAAGACCUGCUUUACAAGGUUGGCCCUUGAUUGGCAUCUGGGAACUUGGAGUUCAGGGGGCUUCCACCAUUCCCACAACUGAUCAAAGUAGCUUACUAUAUCUAAACUGUAAAACAAUAUAGUUUCUCCUGAAAACAAUAUAGCUUUCCUUCUGGGAGUCUGGAAUUUUGGUAUGUGCCAGGCAGAGACUACCCUUUGUGACCAGCUCCCAGUAAAAACUGCAGGCACUCAGUCUCUAACAAGCUUUUCUGGUUGACGGUGUUGCACAAGUGCUGUUACAACUGGUUGCUGGGAGAAUUAAGCUCAUCUGUGAUUCCACUGGCAGAGGAUUCUUGGAAGCUUGCACUUAGUUUCCCCUGACUUCACCCCAUGUGUCUUUUUUCCUUUGCUGAUUUUGCUUUGUAUCCUUUAACUGUAAUAAAUCAUGGCCGUGAGCAGAACUGUA
Molecule: messenger RNA, 2776 nt
Organism: Mandrillus leucophaeus (drill)
Lineage: Eukaryota; Metazoa; Chordata; Mammalia; Primates; Cercopithecidae
Gene: ABHD10
Product: abhydrolase domain containing 10
Exons: 6
Coding region: 170-787 (205 amino acids)
Biological process (GO): protein depalmitoylation
Cellular component (GO): mitochondrion
Molecular function (GO): hydrolase activity, hydrolyzing O-glycosyl compounds; palmitoyl-(protein) hydrolase activity
Source: RefSeq, a predicted model, not a curated record